AUGGUACAACCAGAAGAACCAUUCAAAGUUGUUGAAGUUUGCAAUGUUGAACCAUUUCAUGGACCAACAAAACCUUCUCAAUCAGCACCAACAUUACUUCCCCUCACUUUCUUUGAUCUUUUAUGUUUAAGAUCACCACCUGUUGAAUGUCUCUACUUCUAUGAACUCACAAACUCAACCACUUUUUUCUAUAAAACUAUUCUUCCAAAUCUCAAACACUCACUUUCACUCACACUUCAACACUUCCUCCCUCUUGCCGGAAACAUAACAUGGCCUAUUGAUUCAUCCAAACCAUUCAUAAACUAUGUUUGCGACGAUUCUGUUUCCUUUACUGUUGUUGAGUCUAAAGCAAGUUUCAAAGAUAUUUCUUCUCAUUAUUGCGAAGCUUCAAAAAGACAUAACUUGAUACCACUUUUGGAAACUUGUCAUGAAAAAGCUUCUUUGAUUUCAAUUCAAGUCACUUUGUUUCCAAACAAUGGUUUUUGCCUUGGAAUAACAACACACCAUGCUGCUUUUGAUGGAAAGACUGCUUCACAUUUUAUGAAAUCAUGGUCCUAUAUUACAUGUUCUAAUUAUAACCUUGAUUCAUCUUUUUUAUCUUUACCUGAAAACCUAACACCUUUUUUUGAUAGAUCAUUGAUACAAGAUCAUGAUAAUGGAAUUGGAAUCAGUGAAGCAUAUGUUGUUGAUUAUAUGAAACAAGGUGGACCAAAUAAUAAUAGUGUCAAGGUUAUAGAUUUUCCUAGUACAUUGAAAAAUGAUGCAAUUAAAAGCUUAUUUGAAUUAUCACCUUCAAAUAUUCAAAAGCUUAAGCAACAUGCAAAAAAUGAGAUGAAAAUGAAUGUUAUAAAUUUGUCAAGGCUUGAAAUGUAUAGUAUUGAUUUUGGAUUUGGAAAGCCAAAAAAAGUUGAUAUAGCUUCAACUGAUAAAACAGGAGCAUUUUCUCACUGUGAAACUAGGUAUAAUGAUGGUGGAGUUGAGAUUGGUUUGGCUUUAAACAAGCAAGAGAUGGAAACUUUUUCCACCCUUUUUGUUCAAGAACUUGAAUCCAUUUGA
Messenger RNA from Trifolium pratense (red clover), 1056 nucleotides. RefSeq names its product phenolic glucoside malonyltransferase 1-like. Lineage: Eukaryota; Viridiplantae; Streptophyta; Magnoliopsida; Fabales; Fabaceae. The record is from RefSeq and is a predicted model, not a curated record. The coding region runs from base 1 to 1056 and encodes 351 amino acids. The transcript has a single exon.